AUGAGCGACAUACACGGUCACUGUGAUCCUGCAUUCAGCAGUGUUCGCGAUCUGCUGCAGAACCGACUGAGUCAAGGAGAUGAGCUGGGUGCAUCACUCUGCGUUAAUAUUGACGGCAAAAAUGUCCUUGAUCUCUGGGGUGGCCAUGCAGAUACAGCACGCACGAAGCCAUGGAACGAAGACACCGUUACAGGCGUCUGGUCAGUGUCGAAAGUGAUCACCAGUCUGGCUGCCCAGAUCCUCAUUGAUAGGGGCCUGCUGGAUCCCAAGGAAAAGGUAUCCAAGUAUUGGCCGGAGUUCGGUGUCAAUGGCAAGGAAAACAUCCUCGUAUCCCACAUUCUCAGCCAUUCAUCUGGAGUCUCUGCCUGGGAGUCCCCAGUGACAAAGGAAGACAUUUACGACGUCAAGAAAUCGACUGAGAAGCUCGCACAGCAAUCGCCUUGGUGGACGCCCGGCGAACACUCCGGAUACCAUUUAUCCAACCAAGGACAUAUGAUCGGUGAACUGGUGCGGCGCAUAAGCGGGAAGUCACUGACGCAGUUCAUCGCCGAUGAGAUCGCCAAUCCCUUGAACGCAGACUUCCACCUCGGCCUCCCAGAAGAGCACUGGCAUCGCGCCGCUGAAAACACGCCUCCACCUCAUCUGCCGCUGGACGGAAUCGAUCCCCAGAGUGUGGCAGGGAAGAGCCUUUUCGGCUCACCACUUCCAGCCGACGCAGUCAUGAGUGCUGGCUUCAGGAAAGCCGAAAUAGGUGCCAGCAAUGGCUUCUCCAACGCGCGGGCUUUAGCUCGUAUUGGGUCAAUGGUAGUACUGGGGGGGACUGUCGAUGGAAGGCAGUAUCUCUCUCCGAGAACCAUUGACGGGAUGGUCGAGGAGCAGAUCAGAGGGCUGGAUCUUGUGCUGGGUAUGCAAAUGCGGUUUGGUCUUGGGGUCGGGUUGCCUGUGUCUCAGACAGUUCCGUUCAUCCCUGAAGGUCGCAUUUGCUUCUGGGGGGGAUGGGGAGGAUCGAUGAUCAUCAUGGAUUUGGACCGGAGAAUGAGCAUUGGCUAUGUCAUGAACAAGAUGGGGAUGGGUACGUUGGGCAAUGAAAACACGGCGGCGUAUGUCAAGGCCAUUUACGAGGCUGUUGAUGCUUUGUGA
Molecule: messenger RNA, 1140 nt
Organism: Aspergillus wentii DTO 134E9
Lineage: Eukaryota; Fungi; Ascomycota; Eurotiomycetes; Eurotiales; Aspergillaceae
Product: serine hydrolase domain-containing protein
Exons: 1
Coding region: 1-1140 (379 amino acids)
Source: RefSeq, a predicted model, not a curated record